This is a messenger RNA of Glycine soja, 3323 nucleotides long. RefSeq names its product calmodulin-binding transcription activator 5-like. NCBI's taxonomy places the organism in Eukaryota, Viridiplantae, Streptophyta, Magnoliopsida, Fabales, Fabaceae. Gene Ontology annotation, cellular component: nucleus. The record is from RefSeq and is a predicted model, not a curated record. Gene Ontology annotation, molecular function: protein binding; transcription coregulator activity; double-stranded DNA binding. The transcript is spliced from 14 exons. Gene Ontology annotation, biological process: regulation of transcription by RNA polymerase II. The coding region runs from base 208 to 2943 and encodes 911 amino acids.
UAGAAACCGGGAAUAUUUUUCAUUAAAAAAAAGAAAAUAAUUAGAAAAUAGAAAGUGAAGAAAGAAAAAGGAACAGAGUAGCAGAGUGUCAUUUUGCCGUUUCUCUUUCUUCCGAUUCCAACAGACCAAUCAGGUUGUCGGUGAUGCAAUUGUUGUUGGUUUUGUGCUAAGAGAAGAAGCUGUUGGGAAGGUUUCUUUCGUCUUGUGAUGAUGAUGUCACACAACUUAACGGGGCAGCUUGUAGGUGCAGAGAUACAUGGCUUUCACACGUUGGAUGAUUUGGAUGUUAGUAAUACUAUGGAGGAAGCAAAAAGCAGAUGGCUUCGUCCCAAUGAGAUUCAUGCCAUACUCUGUAAUCACAAAUAUUUCAAGAUCAAUGCCAAGCCAGUAAAUUUGCCCAAAAGUGGUACUAUUGUACUAUUUGACCGCAAGAUGCUUAGGAACUUCAGAAAAGAUGGGCACAAUUGGAAAAAGAAAACCGAUGGAAAAACUGUUAAAGAAGCCCAUGAACACUUAAAAGUUGGCAAUGAAGAAAGGAUCCACGUAUAUUAUGCACAUGGCCAGGAUAAACCAACCUUUGUUCGUAGAUGUUAUUGGUUGCUUGAUAAGAGUCUGGAGCAUAUAGUCCUUGUUCAUUAUCGUGACACACAAGAGUUACAAUUGCAAGGUUCUCCUGCUACACCUGUAAAUUCAAAUUCAAGUUCUGUCUCUGAUUCAGCUGCAUCUUGGAUUCCAUCAGAUGACUUGGAUUCUGGGGUGAAAAGUGCAUAUGCUGUUGAGCUUAAUGACAGUUUAACUGCCAAAAGUCAUGAGCAGAGGCUUCAUGAGAUUAAUACACUUGAAUGGGAUGACCUAGUGGUUUCAAAUGCCAACACUUCUACUACAUCUAAUGGAGGCAAUGUUCCAUAUUCAUUUCAACAAAAUCAAAGUUUACUGAAUGGAAGCUUUGGCAAUGUAUCCAGUGAUCCUUCAGCAGAAAUUCCUUCUUUUGGUAAUUUAACUCAGCUAGUUUCUGGGAGCGAUAGUGCUCCUUAUAGUUUCCCAGAAAGUGCUGAUCUUUUGAAAAGUAGUCCUUUAUCUUCGGGUGGUGUUGACACCUUGGGCACUUUGGUCAACGAAGGCUUGCAAAGUCAGGACAGCUUUGGAACAUGGAUGAACAUCAUGUCGGAUACACCAUGUUCCAUAGAUGAAUCAGCUCUUGAAGCAACAACUUCUUCUGUUCAUGUACCAUAUUCAUCACUGGUGGCAGAUAAUAAGCAAUCUUCUCUGCCAGAACAAGUAUUUAAUCUCACUGAGGUGUCCCCUGUGUGGGCAUCUUCCACCGAGAAAACAAAGGUCCUGGUAACUGGAUAUUUUCAUAAUAACUAUCAACACCUUGCAAAGUCCAACCUACUGUGUGUCUGUGGUGAUGUAAGUGUUCCUGUAGAAAUUGUUCAGGUUGGAGUUUACCGGUGCUGGGUAUCACCACACUCUCCUGGAUUGGUCACUCUCUAUUUGAGCUUUGAUGGCCAUAAGCCCAUCAGCAAAGUUGUUAAUUUUGAGUAUCGUACUCCUAUUUUGCAUGAGCCAACUGCUUUAAUAGAAGAGAAAUACAACUGGGAUGAGUUUCGACUUCAGAUGAGGCUUGCUCAUUUGCUCUUUGCUUCAGACAAGAGCCUUAACAUUUUCUCAAGUAAAGUAUCAACUAAUGCUCUGAAAGAGGCUAGAAGAUUUUCCUUCAAAACAUCAUAUAUCUCUAAAAGUUGGCAACACUUGAUGAAGUCAAUUGAUGACAAAACAAUUCCAUUUUCACAAGUAAAAGAUGCCUUGUUUGAAACUUCAUUGAAAAACAAAUUAAAGGAAUGGCUUUUGGAACGAAUUAUCUUAGGCAGCAAGAGUACUGAAUAUGAUGCACAAGGGCAAGCUGCAAUUCAUUUGUGUGCAAUGCUGGGAUAUAAUUGGGCAAUUUCCUUAUUUACAUGGUCGGGCUUGUCGCUGGAUUUCCGUGACAAAUUUGGAUGGACUGCUCUUCAUUGGGCAGCAUAUUAUGGAAUAGAGAAAAUGGUUGCAACUUUGUUAUCUUGUGGGGCAAGGCCAAACUUGGUCACAGAUCCAACUCCACAAUAUCCAGGUGGAUGUACUGCUGCUGAUCUUGCUUAUGUGAAGGGAUGUGAUGGCUUAGCUGCUUACCUUUCUGAGAAGUCUCUGGUUGAGCAGUUCAAUGACAUGAGCUUGGCUGGAAAUAUCAGUGGCUCACUGGAAACUAGCUCAACUGAUCCAGUAAAUGCUGCGAACCUUACCGAGGACCAACUUUACCUAAAGGAGACUUUGGAAGCUUACCGUACAGCUGCCGAGGCAGCAGCACGUAUUCAAGCUGCAUUUAGGGAGCAUUCAUUUAAAUUACGAUAUCAAGCAGUUGAAAUUAUGAGCCCAGAGGAAGAAGCACGUCAGAUAGUAGCAGCAAUGAGGAUUCAACAUGCCUUUCGCAACUAUGAGUCAAAGAAAAAGAUGGCAGCCGCUGCUCGGAUUCAGCUUAGAUUCCGUACAUGGAAGUACCGUAGAGAAUUUCUCAAUAUGCGGCGUCAGGCUAUCAAAAUUCAAGCUGCUUUCAGGGGCUUUCAAGCACGGAAGCAAUAUCGGAAAAUCGUAUGGUCUGUUGGCGUGCUUGAGAAAGUGAUCCUGCGUUGGCUUUUAAAGAGAAAAGGCUUCCGUGGUCUCCAGGUUAAUCCUGCCGAGGAGGAGACACAGGAAAGUGAUACAAUUGCAGAGGAGGAUUUCUUUCGCACCAGCCGGAAACAAGCCGAAGAACGUGUUGAGAGGUCUGUCAUACGUGUGCAGGCCAUGUUCCGUUCUAAGAAAGCACAAGAAGAAUAUAGAAGGAUGAAGCUGACACAUAAUCAAGCAAUGCUGGAUGAAUUAGAAGAAUUCCUAAAUUCUGAAGAUGACAUGUUACCCAAGACAUAGCUUGGUGCCUUUUCCAAAACAAGGUUUCCCCAUAUUUGGGAUGUAGCCAACUCCUGUGACAAACUAGUGUGUAGUGAUAGCUUGGUGUCUUCUUUUGUAUAGGAAGCAGAUCCUGUAAAUUACCUAGUGUAGAUUUUGAACCCAUGACCCUUUCAUAUUGCUUUAAUGUCUUGAAUGGGUCGUCCGUGUGUAAUUAAGCUUCCCUAUGAGGGAUGCUUCUAAUGCAAGAUCAAGUUUGUAACUUUGUUUUUGGUGAAAAAUCAAGUUUGUAACUUAAAUAACAAGCCUUCUUAGAUUUGAAUUGACAUAAUUGUUGUUGGAACUCUUCUAUGUAAUAAAUUAAGAGUCCAUUAUAUGAUGAUUGUUGGGUUUAUAUUUUA